AUGCCGCGGCACCGUGCGGAUGCUGGUACAACCCCGUGCGCCUGCGGAGACAACACCAGAAGUCAUUUUUUGGACCAGACCGUCGCCUCGGGGCCUUUUCUCCUGGCCUGUGGAUGCAAGGACUGUCUUUUAGUUCUAGAAAUUGGGUUCUCGGGUGUUGUUGUGCGUACGCAGUCUCACCAGGAUGGUUUAAGAACUUCGCACCAGGCAGGCGUCUGGUUCCCCGGCAAGGCUGCGGAGCUGCGCGCCGACGUAGAUUCCAUGCUGGACGCCGCGUUUGCAGCAUCGGGCACAGUCAAGGCCCUUGUCGUUCCUCAUGCGGCGUACACCUAUUCGGGUCAGGUUGCUGCAGCGGCGUUCAAGCAGAUGCAGUCGCUUCAAAGGACGCUGCUCUGGGGGCUAGGGUCACUUGAGGCUUGCGGGACGGGCCUCAUGGUGCCUCCUCAGGAAUACAGUGGAUACGGAAGUCCAAUCGAUUCGGUCCCCAUUGACACGGAAGCGCUGAACGCGUUGCUCCACACCGGGUGGUAUGACAUAGCUCCGUUUGCCCUUGAGAAGGCAGAGCAUUCGGUCGCUGUGCAGAUCCCUUUUCUCAGAAGAGUAUUGCCAGAAGGCGCUCUUCUGUUACCCAUCUACGUAGGGUCACUCAUCGACGAGGAGCUCCCCAGUCUUGGUCUUGAGAACCACAUGAAGAAAACGCGCAACCAAAUUUGCGGCUAUGAUGCUUUGCGCUUAUUUUUGACUUCGAACAAGAUUGUCAACCCCAAUGAUAGCACUGUUGGGUAUGCGGCGAUUGGAUUCUUUUCUUCUAAUUAG
Molecule: messenger RNA, 816 nt
Organism: Cyclospora cayetanensis
Lineage: Eukaryota; Apicomplexa; Conoidasida; Eucoccidiorida; Eimeriidae
Product: protein memo-1 homolog
Exons: 10
Coding region: 1-816 (271 amino acids)
Source: RefSeq, a predicted model, not a curated record